Molecule: messenger RNA, 665 nt
Organism: Penicillium brasilianum
Lineage: Eukaryota; Fungi; Ascomycota; Eurotiomycetes; Eurotiales; Aspergillaceae
Source: the annotation of a GenBank genome assembly
CUUUUGAACUGUUCAUCGCGGCCAAGCUCGAGGAACCAAACACCUACCCCACCGCCAAAAAUGUCGACGAACGAGACAUUUUACCUCCGUUACUACUCAGGUCACUCUGGGCGGUUCGGGCACGAGUUCCUAGAAUUUGACUUCCGAACCAUUGCCGAUGGCAGCAGUGCUGCUGUACGAUAUGCGAACAACUCGAAUUACCGAAAUGACUCCCUGAUCCGCAAAGAGAUGUGUGUGAGCUCAGCGAUGAUCGAGGAGAUCAAGCGCAUCAUUAAGCAGAGUGAGAUUUUGAAGGAGGACGACUCCAAGUGGCCCCAGAAGAACAAGGAUGGACGUCAGGAGCUGGAGAUUCGUCUGGGCAAUGAGCACAUUUCGUUCGAGACCGCGAAAAUCGGCUCGCUGGUGGAUGUGACAGAGUCCGCAGAUCCCGAAGGUCUCCGAGUCUUCUAUUACCUGGUGCAGGAUCUGAAGGCGCUGGUUUUCUCGCUCAUUUCUCUGCAUUUCAAGAUCAAGCCGAUCUAAAUUCGAGGCAUUUAGAGUUUGAGAUUGAUUACUUUUAUGAUACCGGGCGUUUGAUCGAGGCUUUCUUGCAUGGGUUCAUCACGAAGCGGACCCACAGGCAGAUAAUUCAAAAUACGUGCUUUUCUAGGAACUCCCCAUUGUCG